ACUCGUUUGACAGCGCGCGCUGUGCCAUAAACCGGAUUGGUGUCACUGAGCGGGUGUGCUGGCGUGAGUUUUCUCAAGCAUUUUCCGCGGAUUUGAGUUAUUAAAGGCAACAGAGAUCCAAGAAAUGGCUUCCUGGAAGAAGAGGGCCGCUGCAAGUAACAGCGAUCAGCCACCGGUUAAGAAAAGCCGCCCUGGGUUAGGAAAAGUUGAUCUUCUCGUUCCGGAGCGACCCAAGCUCAGUGGGAGCAUUUUAGUGUGUGGACAAAACGACGUGGGCCAGCUUGGCUUGGGUGAAGAUGUGUCGGAAAAGACGCGUCCGGGCGUCGUGAGCGAUUUGAAGAACGUGGUGGAUGUGCGUGCCGGCGGUAUGCACACUCUCUGUCUCACAGCCAGCGGCGAGGUGUGGUCAUUUGGGUGCAAUGACGAGGGCGCUCUGGGACGGGACACAUCCGAGGAGGGCUCAGAGUACACACCUGGAAAAGUGAAUUUGCCGAGUCCUUGUGUGAAGAUCUCGGCCGGAGACUCCCACUCUGCGUGUCUGCUCGAGGAUGGACAAAUCUACGCAUGGGGCUCCUUCCGCGACUCUCAUGGAAACAUGGGACUCACUCUCGAUGGUAACAUGCGCAUUCCUGUGGCCCUGCUGAAGGGUUUAAAGGGGGCCGACAUCGCAUCCGGAGCUGACCAUUUGGUCAUCCUCUCGACGAGUGGCCAGAUAUACACGGUGGGGUGUGGAGAACAGGGCCAGCUGGGCAGAGUCUCCUCUCGCUCGGCAUCCGGGGAGUCGCGUCGCGGGAAAGUGGAGCUCCUGAAGCCAGAAAUCGUGUCAACCCGCAAAACUAAGUUCAUCGAUGCCAUAUGGACCACAAAUUUCAGCACUUUCUAUCGAGACCACGGCACAAAGCAGAUUUAUGCAUUCGGGCUGAACAACUACAAUCAACUGGCACUGCCGAAGAGGACCAGGAAGAUGACGCUCGUUUUCACACCAAAUCUCACAGAGAUGCGCAAUGUGAAGACCAUCAGUGGUGGUCAGCAUCAUACUCUGGUUGUCUCCGAGGACAGCCAGUGCUAUGCCAUUGGACGCAAAGACUACGGACGACUGGGAAUAGGUGAAGUGCCGGAGGACGUGACCGAGCUGAUGCUUGUAAAAGAUCUCCCAGCAGUAACUGAUGUUGGUUGUGGUGACAGUCAGAGUUUCGCGCUGACCUCAGAAGAGAAAGUAUUUGCGUGGGGAAUGGGAAACAACCAUCAGCUGGGUUUGGGUUCUGACCAGGAUGUGGACAAGCCCACAGAGCUGACGGGAGCGCAAGUGAAAGACAAGCGCGUGUUGCGGGUGGACAGUGGAGGGCAGCACAGUGUCUUCCUCGUGACCGAACCGGGCGCACAGAAGAAAGGCAGCGAUAUUCCUGUGGAGAAGCGUAAUGGGGCAGGUGAUGGUGUGGAGCCAGGCAAGAAGGCUCCAAAGGCUGCCAAGAAGGCGAGCAAGAAAUAGCAAAAUGUCUCAGAGAAGGUGAGCUUUGUCUAAUUUCACAACUUUUCACUUCGUUUUUUUCUUAUUGAAUUUUUUUGUUUAACAAACACGUUUUGAAAUUAGAAUCAUUGUUUGAACUAUUUCCUUUGUGAGAAAUAAAGGCAGAUUGAAGGAUAUUUGGCGCGAAAGCAAAAUGAUGUUGCACCACGCAGCCGAUCUCUGUGCGCAGAGGGGCAUCGUCCCCUCCUUGGUCUUCGCUAUAGCCAUCAGCUGUUGGAAACCCCCAGAUUGAGGCAAAAUAUCUGAACUGCUUUCUCGGCAGUUUCUGCGCUUGAAAGCUUCAGGGUUUGUGAGAAAUGUUAGAGAUUACGCUUCCAGUGAAUUUUUCGAAAAUGAAAUUUUAUUGAUUCUACUGUUAUCAAUAAUUUAAAGGUCAAAAUUAGUAAUGUUUUAUACGACGAAUUUCUGUUUCAAUUUUCUAAUCCAAUCAGACGAAUUAACAUUAUUGAUU
Messenger RNA from Phlebotomus argentipes, 1979 nucleotides. RefSeq names its product regulator of chromosome condensation (gene Rcc1). NCBI's taxonomy places the organism in Eukaryota, Metazoa, Arthropoda, Insecta, Diptera, Psychodidae. The record is from RefSeq and is a predicted model, not a curated record. Bases 125 to 1489 code for a protein of 454 amino acids. Gene Ontology annotation, cellular component: cytoplasm. The transcript is spliced from 4 exons. Gene Ontology annotation, molecular function: guanyl-nucleotide exchange factor activity.